Molecule: messenger RNA, 7647 nt
Organism: Gasterosteus aculeatus aculeatus (three-spined stickleback)
Lineage: Eukaryota; Metazoa; Chordata; Actinopteri; Perciformes; Gasterosteidae
Source: RefSeq, a predicted model, not a curated record
ACUCGACGCAGCCGAGCUCGUCCGUAGCUGCUGUCUGCUGCAGGCGUGCUAUUUGCGCCAGCGGAGAGAGAGAGAGCGAGAUCCCUGCGAAAUGCCUUUUUGUAUGGCCGGCCGCUGUUUUUGCUUUAGCUCGGUGUGUUUUCGCGAGGGUCCGAUCGCAGCGUUUUGUAGCCAUGAUCUGCGGUGGAUUCAGCGGGCUGUCCUAGCUGACUGAGCCGCUCAGCAGCGGUGGGUCCGGCGCAGUGUACACAGCCGGGGAUGAGGCCUACUUGUUAAACCCCCCCCACCCCUCCCCACCCCCUUCCCUCCUGCCACCACCACCAACACCAACACCAUCACCACCCCUCCGUCGCGAUGGCUGAUGAUCAACAACAACCGGGUCCGAAGCCUGCCUCGGGGUUAGGCUCUCUCCCAGCCCUGGUUCCGGGGCUCCAGGGGCCCGAGGCCAACGCGCUGCAGUUCAAAAUAAAGAACUCGAUCUGCAAAUCUGUACAAUCAAAAGUGGACGGCAUAUUGCAAGAUGUUGAGAAGUUUACAGACAUCGAAAAACUCUACCUCUACCUGAAGUUGCCUUCUGGUCCCAGCAAUGGCAAUGAUAAAAGGACUGAGAAUGAGAGGGGGUCCUCCACUCCUGGAUUAUGUGAUCAGAGUUCCAUGUCGUCAAGCCGCACGCAACAGAUGUAUGCAUUCAACUGGAUACGCAAUCACCUAGAAGAGCACCCGGAGACUUCCCUCCCAAAGCAAGAGGUGUAUGAUGAAUACAAGAGCUAUUGUGACAAUCUCGGCUACAAUCCCCUGAGUGCAGCCGACUUCGGAAAGAUCAUGAAGAAUGUUUUUCCUAACAUGAAGGCACGUCGACUGGGCAUGAGGGGCAAAUCCAAAUACUGUUAUAGCGGGUUAAGGAAGAAGGCUUUUGUUCACAUGCCAUCCUUACCCAACCUGGAUCUGCAGAAGUCUGGUGAUGGGUGCGAGCUGAUGGAGCCGACGGGCCAGUCCCCGAGUGCUGAGGACGAAAUGCGAUCUGCCGCCUGCGGACUGGUGUGCGAGUGGGCCCAAAAGGUCCUGAGCCGCCAGUUUGACCACGUGGAGGACCUGGCCCGCUUCCUGCUCAAUAGCCACUACAUUGGUACUAAGUCCAUGGCUGCGCUCACUGUUAUGACCGGAACACCUACAGGAAUGAAGACGCCAACCCCAGCGUCUGCGUUUGUGCCAACAGCUGAGGCAAACUCUUUCCAGCCCCAGGUGAAGACCCUGCCUUCUCCCUCUGUUGACGCCAAGCAGCAGCUGCAGCGCAAGAUCCAGAAGAAGCAGCAGGAGCAGAAGCUCCACUCGCCCCUGCCCAGCGAGGCCCAGGUCAAGAGAACGGAGGCCAGCACUCCCGGCCCCACGAUCCCCUGUGGCAGCCCCGCUCUGCUCUCCUCUCAGCCCACCAUAGGCAUCGUAGUAGCAGCUGUGCCCAGCCCAGUCACGGUGCAGCGAGGCCGGCAGUUGAUGACCUCGCCCAGCCCGGUGGGGACCUCCGAAGGGAAAGUGUUGCCCGUGAACUUCCAGGUGGUCACUCAGUCCGUGAAACAGUCCCCCAAACAUCCUCAGAACAUCUCCGCCAGUCCCGUGAGUGACCGGCUGGCGCGACACGGUACGCGCUACGCACAAAUUCUGCCCAAGCCCUCCGCCACCAGUGCCAUCACGCUGCGCUCGCCCUCCGCCCUGCUCAUCACCAACAGCCCCAUAAAAACUGUGAUGCCGACCCCCCACGUCAGCUCGGUUAACGUGGUGAAGAUGACGGCCAUCGCUCUGGCUCCCAGCAGCAGCGGCGGCACGAGCGUGCGUCCCGCCUCGGCGGGUGUGAACACCGUAGCUGCUCUGGACGACUCUCAGCACCCGCACGGCGGGACCUCGUUUGCCCCUCAGUCUCCUGCAAUCCGAACCGGCCCCCUGGUCUCCACCCACAUCCUGUCCUCCGACCUCAAAGUGGUGUCUGAAGCCGGAAAUGACAAUACCUUUGCUGCCGGGGCCAAAGAGGGAGGAAUGGCCAAGUUCCGGGCGGCCAGCGAGCCGAGCUUCCUGAUUAAGUGUUCUCCCGGACCCGACAGAGGGUCAAGGGUAAAAAGCGACCCUACGCCCCCUCCCGCCUCGGUAGCUGUAGCUGGAACUCUAGACAGCAAUAGCAUUAACUGCCAUGGCAGCACUUUGUACUUGACUGUUGAUAAUCAGAACUCCAUUGGCAACACAUCCUCCAAUGGCUCCUCUGCUCUUACCCCGACAUCGAAAGAUCCCUGCCUAGACGGCAAGAGCCCAAGAAAGCGCACAGGCCCCAGUGGGGAGGCCCACGUCAUUCCUGUGAAGAGGGUGUUCAUUUCCCAGCAGCCACUGGCUUUUAUCGAUAAUCCCAAACCUGCAGUCAGUGCUGCUCUGAAGAGGAUCCCCAGACCGGGAACCCCAGCCAGGCCCGAGAGUGCUCCCUGCAAAGCGACUGUGAAACACACCUCCGCAGGGCCCUCGCAGAUCCUUGCCCUCUCUGACUCGCCUAUCACACACAGCGAGGGCGCCCAGCCUGUUGUCAAACCCCAGGCCCUGCUGAUGAAACGCGAGGAUCAUUCUCUCGCCGCUGAUACAAGAGCAGCUGGAAACAACGCGCCGGAUCAGGCGUUGCUAAGGCAGAUCACCAGGGACUCUCUCACCAUACCAGCCAACUCAGGAGCACACGAAGCCUCUGUGAUGAGGGACUUGAAGAGCACAAUAUGGGAGGAGGGACAGCUCGACGAGCUUCGGAAGCAGGCGUUUGCGCAGCAGAUACCAGCAGAACCCAAACAAGCCCCUUCUGACCAACUUUCCAAUAUAGCUCAGCCCCCCGAGGCCUCAGGCCAGCUGAGCCUCGCGCAGGAGAUGGUUGACUUUGCCGGUUCUCAGCCCAACAUGGACUACUUCCCUUUCAACGACGACGACAUGACCCAGGACAGCAUCGUGGAGGAGCUGGUGCAAAUGGAGGAGCAGAUGAAGCUGAAGGGUCUGUUCGGGAGCUGUGUGGAUGUGUCCAUCCAAGGCCAGUCAGCCAGCAGUCAAGGCUCUAUCCUAAAUUCUCACCAGGCCGGCUCUACUUUCUUCCACUCUGCCCACAGCAGCACCACUCCUGUCCAAACUCCGACUCCCACGCCGACUCCGACUCCGACACCCACCCCCGAGAUGACGCUUGGUCACAGCAUGGCGCGAGAGAGCCCCUGUUCCCGCAUGGCUCCCAUCACCCCUGUUGACGGAGCCAUGGGUCGCCACACCCCCAUCAGCACGCCGCUGUCCAACUGCAGCAGCAGCGUUCCCCCGAGCCCGGUGGAGUGCAGGAACCCCUUCGCGUUCACGCCGAUCAACUCGAGCAUCACAGGGUAUCAUGAUGCCAGCAUUGUCUCCAGCAGCCCCGUUAAGCCCAUGCAAAGGCCGAUGGCGACGCACCCUGACAAGGCCAAGCUGGAGUGGAUCAACAACCGCUACAACAGCAACUCUGCAGGUCCUUUGCCAAACCAUAGCAUUGGCAUUCUGCCCAGCUACCAAGACCUGGUAGAUGACCAGUUUCGUAAGCCACAUGCCUUUGCGAUCCCAGGCCAGUCAUUUCAAGCUCAGUCGAGGCAGGAUCCUGCUCACUUUGGCCGGUUGACCCCCAUAUCCCCAGUGCAGCAGCAACAGCUGGUAACGAGUGUUAACACACCCACAAAACAGGAGAGUUUUGCUGUGCCUGCACCGUUAGACAGCAAGGCAUCAACCUCUUCUGCGUCCAGCACUUUCCGUUGCCGCAGUGUGAGUCCUGCAGUGCGCCAGAGGAACCCCAGUGACAACGCCCACCCUCUAACCACCACCAAUACCAACAUCAUCACCACCACCAUCCGAGCCGUGAUUUCCCCCUUUAACACCCCCAUCACCUCCGAGGUGCUCAGCAUCCCGUCCAACAGUCAGACGGUCAGCUCCGUGCACAGCAUGGUUCAGCGUAGCCAAUCUGUGCCCCUGAACAUCAUGAUGCAGAGUGAGAUGCUGCCCGUGCAGGGUCAGAGCAACACCGUCAAAAUCACCAACGUCCUUCUGAGCAAGAUGGAAGCUGAUGGCGAUGAUUCUGUCCGCGGCCUGGGCAUAAACAACCUCUCCUCCAACUACACGGCCCGUUUGAACCUCACACAGAUCCUGGAGACCACGCCUGGCUACGCCGGAGGAACCGCUCACCAGACUCAGCUGCCGGUCUGCUCCAGCCCCGCUGCCUUUGAGCUCCAGCAGCAUGGCUACCUGACCACAGGCGGUGGAGAACAGGGCAGUUUCUCCGCUGGGGAGGGCCAAGCACAAGCAGGUCCUGGUGACCAAGACCACCACCAUCAUCAUCAGCAGCAGCAGCAGCAGCAGCAGCUCCGUGAGAAUCCCGCGCAAACACAACCGCAGCUCCUCCUCCAGAGCACACAGCAGCCAGAGGCAGAGGACGAGCAGCAACAGCUGGAUUUCAACAACACUGUCAAGGACCUGCUGGGGGACGAUGGCCUCAAUCCCAGUUCCCAGUUGGUGGGUCAGGUAGCUUCAGAGCUCAACGCUGUGGCAUCUGACUUUUCCAACGACAUCAGACUGACCUCAGAUCUGUCCAGUAGCAUCACUGACCUUAACACGUUGGACACCAACCUGCUGUUUGAUCCCAAUCAACAGCAGGAACAAUACGAAGACUCCACACUGGAAGAGCUGAAGAACGACCCGCUGUUUCAGCAAAUAUGCAGUGAUACUGUGAACUCCUUUGACUGGCUAGAAAGCAAAGACCAGCCUACUACAGUAGAGAUGCUGGGCUAAAGUCAUCUUUUACUCUAUGGCUUCUGUUCUCUGUUGUUCGUUUGGUGCGUAUGUAGUUUUAUCUGUUUUUAAACUAUAGUUAGUUGGGAUUUGUCUGGACUUUGCCAUUCGUUUCUGUUAAAAGUGCCAAGCUUACCAGAAAAUCACUCCUACUGACGUUUAGUUACCUGUCUCCUUUUUCACUUGUCACCCAGAGAUUCAGUACUUAACCAUUUAUCUCCCUCAUCUGAAAUUAGAAAUGUAAGCAUUUCAAGGAAAAAGUGAGAGUUCUUGGUGGCAGCAUGCAAUUACAAACCAAGUUCAGCUUUGUACCGUGUGACCAGUAAAGGAAACAUAAGCUUCCUUGUUACAACCAGUCAAAAAUGCAAUAUUUGUAUUCAACGGACACUUAAUGAAAGAAUGAGAUGGACAGGAAAUUUGGCACAAACGACCAAGUGAAACGUAUGUUGUCGUUUACUAUUUUCAAUGUGUGCGGCUCAAGUUCUACCAAAUGAGACAAUAUUGAGAUUGUGGUAUAUGCACAUAAUAGUUGUAGUACAUUUGCCUGCCAUAUCUGAAUAUUGGAAAAAGGGUAGCAUCACAUGCUCCCAGGUGCUGAAUUUAACACAUAAUCUUUAUACUUUAUCAUUUACCGAACUGAUUCACAUCUGAGCAUUGACCAAGAGUGAAAUCUUCUCAAAGCCUGUACUUCUUGUACUGUUUGAUAUCUUAUAAAAGGAGUAGUUGAAUCAGUAGGGAGACGCUGGGAAUUCAGGCCCCUCAGGGGACGAUACAUCGAAAGGAAUCAACAACUGGUUGCCUUAUUCCCAAAGUACAAGGCCUUAUGCCAUCUAUAGAGAGACUGUAUAUAGUACAACGUUAAGACUCUUUAGAACCAUCUAGAGCUUCAUCAUAUCAAGGCAGCUGUUACUGUUUUUAGUACUUUUUUCUUAUUUUGGUUUUGCAGUGUUACAAUAUAGAUGCGUAUUGUAUAGGCUAAAAAGACUACACUGUGUGCCCUUAUCAGUAAUGGAUUAAGAGGUAUUUGAUAGGCUGUCCAUAAAACAUGGCAGGCACACUUUUAAGUCAGGAGAUUUGGUUUUUUUUUGGCAUGCUAUACUCCCAGCUUGGAUAAGAAUAUCAAUGGUAUGGAGAAGGCUUAGUUACGUAGAAAACUAGAGGCUGACAUUUAUGCUUUGAUGUCAUCUCGGGAUUAAAAGGAAAUGAAAUUGUUUGCGGAAAAUCCAGCCUUAUUUCCAUACCAAAGAUAAUCUGUUUAAAUAAAAUAAGAGAUUAUUACGCGUAGACAGUCCUGGUAGACAUUAACAGCAAAAAAAAAAAAGGCCGACCUCUGAGAUAUAAAAGUUUUAUUGCAUUCGAUGAAAAGGGUUGAGCUGCGUAAAUCUUAUGUACAGUAUGUAAAUUCGUGAAAAGGGUCACCGUCCUAUGUUUUAUAGGUCAUGGACCUGAGAGCAUGUCGAAACCACCAUGGUAGCCAGGUAGGCUAUGUGGUAAAGUAGGACGCUUGCUUGAGUUUUUGGCUAUUGUCAAUGUUGUAUAAGUCAUGUUUAAGCUCCAUCUGUAAAUAGGAUAGAUACAUAGAGAUUUGAUGUAUCAAGACACUAUAUUAUGGCCAUUAUUCUAGCUAAGUACGUGCCAUUUCAAAAGAAAAAAAAAGCUUAGAUCUAUAGUCGGCAAGAUACUGUAUGUUGUGUGUUACAUUUCUGCCUCAGUGUGUUGUAAAAGUAAUGCUGUCUGGUCUCGCUUGCUGAUUUUCUUUUGCUUUUUUUUAAUAUUCAAAAGUAAUAGGUCUCUGCUGUUGCAGAAGUGAUGUGUGCUUUGAGCAAGAUCAAUAGCAUGGUGUAUUGAGAAAAAACAAAGUUGUGAUACUGUUAGCUGGUUGCAAGCAUCUCUGUGACAGCCAUUGUGCUCAAAGCCUUUCAGCAGACACUGGAGAAAAAAAAACAAAUUAUUAUUUCAACAUACUUUGGAGGUUUACAUUAUUGCACUAAAUUUCUAUGACACAUUGCUUUGCCACACCCUUAUGGACAAACGUAAUGAUGGAUGCCCAGAAAAGAAAGAAAAAAAAAAACGUUUUUUAUGACGAGUAGGGAAAUUAACCGUCAGAAAAUGACUAAUUGUCUUGUAGCAAAAUGUGCAUUAAUCUCAGUGAGAUACACAUUUCUUACUCAUUCUCAUACAUGAGAAUAUAAAGCAUCGAGGAGGAGGGUGGAGUUAAAAACAACCUUUUGAAACCUACAUGCUCAAUAUGUUGCUAAACGAUUGUACGCACGCCUGUGUGAUGACUUCUGUUGUACUUUGGGUUCUUAACCACUGUCUUCUGUGAUUUGGGCAGGUUGUGUUAACCAGACUGGCAGUGCUAGUUUCAUGGGUUUGAUUCCUUUUGUUGUGUCCUGUUUACUAAGUUAACGUUGUUUUAUAUGUUCAUGAUGACUGUUUUCUGUUGGUUUCACAUUCUCCUAUUUUGCAAAAAAAAGAAAGCCUUUGUGAAGAAAUUUGAACAUUUUCUCGUGUUUUUAUUAAAUAAUAAGGCACUGAUAUGAAUUUGAAUGAAGGAAAUGCACCUCUUCAUGAGUACAGGAGCUCCACCAAACAGUGAUUUUGAUUCUUUACCUUUAACUGACCCAGAACCAACUCUGUUUGACUCUCUUGUCCAUUUCUACCAGUAGAAAAAAAAAAAGAAAAAAAAAAACCUCCUCUGUGGUGUUGUCUGGUGUACUGCUUAAUGUACAGUAGCUUGUUAAUAUUGCAAUCGCGUUGUUUCUUUUUUCAAUGGAAAGUACUCACUGGUGAGAUUUUUAAAGUGGUUUUAAAAGCCAAUAAACUUUUUUAAAGAAUGUU